Messenger RNA from Penaeus vannamei (Pacific white shrimp), 1269 nucleotides. The record is from RefSeq and is a predicted model, not a curated record. NCBI's taxonomy places the organism in Eukaryota, Metazoa, Arthropoda, Malacostraca, Decapoda, Penaeidae.
ACGUCAACCGAGACACGAGUCUUAACAACAGAACAUCUGCUAAACAUUUAAUAUUAUUUUUCUCUUCAAGCUUCUUUUACACUAUGUAAUAUCCUUUAGAAAUACGCUCAAGUAUAUGUGAUAUGAUGAAGACAAGCAUAAUUUAAUAAUGCAGGGAAAUUGUCAUUAAUAUUAAAGUUUAUCUCCACGCUUAGCAAAUGCGAUUAGGAGCCAAACUUUCCCUUUGUCAAAACAGUGUGAAUGUCUUAAGCGGAGAAAUACACAUUUUUCACCACCAUGAGUGUUGAUACAGAGCCAUUAGAGUUUGAUUCAAUGGACCUCCUGUCCCUCUACACGGUCAUGGCGGUGAAGAGACUUGUGGUCAGCAAAAAUCCAGUCGUAGAGGAGCUAAAGAAAAUUUCAGAUGUUGCUGAGCGGAACAUAACCAGGCUGAACAUAAACAGGAAGUGGUUCUUCGAAGUGCUGAGGGACCAUGCACGGCUGUAUGAAGAAGAAUGGUCACAUGCAUUAGGACUCGAGGGAAUGGGGUCCUUUUGCUUCAACACAUACCUGUUGGUUGUUUCCCUACGGCUGGGGAUGGAGAAGAUCUGGGACUCUGAGGAAUUCCAGAUUCACGAGGAGGAAGAGCUUAAGGACAUCCUGGAGAAGCUGUGCCCCAAGUUGCCUCUCCGCGAGCUCAAUCAGCUUUACCCGAUGUUCGAGUACUAUGCCCAGAAGUCUCCCAACUUGGAGGUGGUCCACAUGCCCCGCAGCGACAAUAAUUCGUUCAAGAGAGUCAUGGCUUACAGAAAUCUGCGUGUGCUAACUCUUGCCGGAGGAGUUUCAGAUAAGGUCCUAUGCAACUGCUUGUGGGGUAUAGACAAAAGGAGUGAUAAAGUGUUGGAUUUGGUCCUCAAAGGCACAAAGGCUACCUCAUCUGUGCAGUUGUCACUUCCUCACCUAGAGGUUCUGCGCAACAACAUACGGAGGAAGAACUCAAAUACAAUGCGCGUUAGUUUAGGAGCAGUGGCACUUGUUCUCCAGCCAAAACUAGAGGAAGUCGAGACACUGGAGUACUGGGAUACCUAUGAUGCAGUCCUGUAUCUCUUGACUAUGGAAGACAAGUAUAAGACCACAACCAGCAGUACCAGGAAGCUAAAUGUGAAGUGCCUACCAGUAGAUAAUAGAACCUAUACAGGAUCUGGCCUCAGACGAGUGAUAGAUGCCUGUCCCUUAUUGUCAGAAUUUUCAAUGUUUGGUGAAGGGACCGUUAGCACCAGACUGUUAUGG